UAGGAAAAAGCUGUGACUUAAUUAUUUUUCUUUUUAUUCUUCCUUGGUUUUGUUGGUGCUGCAGCAGUAAACCAGUGGGAAGAAGAAUCCUAAAGGAAAGUUUUGUAUCUGUGAGAAGAAGGAUAAACCCUAAAAAUGUCAGGUGUUACAAACCAACAAGAGGAAGAGAAGAAACCCAAUGAUGCCGCUGGAGGAGCACACAUCAACCUUAAGGUCAAGGGACAGGAUGGGAAUGAAGUGUUUUUCAGGAUCAAGAGAAGCACUCAAUUGAGGAAGCUCAUGAAUGCUUACUGUGAUCGUCAGUCUGUGGAUUUUAACUCAAUUGCCUUUCUCUUUGAUGGCCGCCGUCUCCGAGGGGAGCAGACUCCCGAUGAACUUGAAAUGGAGGAUGGGGAUGAAAUUGAUGCUAUGCUGCACCAAACUGGUGGCAGCCCUUUCUAGUUCCGACUGUAUCUGUAAAAAAGAAGAGCGAAGCUGAAAGUCGUACCUCGAUGGCUCUACUAGGUUCGGAGAUAGAAUUAUAUAUGUAGGAUUAUGAGAAAUAUUUUCCUUGUCUUUAACAUCAGAUUGUGGCCCUGACAGACUAUAUAAUACCUGGAUUGGGCAAAUGCUGGUUCCCCUAAAUGUAUUAGAAUGUAUGCAAUCUCUCUUUUCUUGGAUUUACAAAUUAGUGUUUUAGAUUUAUGAAGCAGUCAUAUCCUCAUCACUGUUCAUAGAUUUCUUUUUUAGCAGUUCGUUUAUAGAUUUCUUUUUCUUUUUA
Molecule: messenger RNA, 760 nt
Organism: Papaver somniferum (opium poppy)
Lineage: Eukaryota; Viridiplantae; Streptophyta; Magnoliopsida; Ranunculales; Papaveraceae
Product: small ubiquitin-related modifier 1-like
Exons: 3
Coding region: 136-441 (101 amino acids)
Biological process (GO): protein sumoylation
Cellular component (GO): nucleus
Molecular function (GO): protein tag activity; ubiquitin-like protein ligase binding
Source: RefSeq, a predicted model, not a curated record